Molecule: messenger RNA, 1516 nt
Organism: Stegastes partitus (bicolor damselfish)
Lineage: Eukaryota; Metazoa; Chordata; Actinopteri; Pomacentridae
Product: protocadherin gamma-C5-like
Exons: 2
Coding region: 323-1516 (397 amino acids)
Biological process (GO): homophilic cell-cell adhesion
Cellular component (GO): plasma membrane
Molecular function (GO): calcium ion binding
Source: RefSeq, a predicted model, not a curated record
ACCGCUGUGUCUUUAAAACCUCCCUCUCUUCUCUUCCCAUUGGAUGACAGAGAUGGAUAUUGUGCACCAAUGAAAUGUAGAACUGUACAAAGAGAUCUAGUCCCUCCCCCGUGCAGCCGCAGCACCGUGAACACUUACACUGCAAGGAGCUGGAUGAGAGGGAGUGAUGCUCUUCAUAGAUUUAAAGCAAAAGUAUAUAUAUAUUUUUACGUAUGAGCUGACUUUGGAUCCUUGCUUUGAAUUAAUGCGUUAUAGCAAUGGAUAGUAACCAUCCUUUUUUUUGUUACCUCACUGGGAAAUAAUUGUAAGCUCCGAAUCCGGGAUGACAAAGACAAUAGGAUACCGAGACUGGAGAUGGCAGGCGCUUUGGUGGCAUCAUUUCUUUCUCUUGUGGAUUACAAUAGACGGACAGACUCGUUACAGCAUUCCGGAGGAACUAAAACAGGGAUCUGUGGUCGGAAAUCUAGCCAAAGAUCUGGGUUUGACAUUAUCAGAGAUUUUUGACCGUAAACUGCGCGUCGCGCCUGAAGCUGGUGAGCAGUAUUUCAAUGUGGAUGCGGGAAAGGGCGAGCUGGUGGUGAAUGACAGAAUAGACAGAGAGGCUUUAUGUGGACAAAGCGCCAGCUGCGUGUUGACUCUGCAAGUAGUGAUUGAUAAGCCGUUACAGUUGUACCGAGUGGAGGUGGAAAUACAAGAUAUAAAUGAUAAUUCUCCAAAAUUCCCAUCGCCAGACAUAAUAUUACAAAUAGCAGAGUCGACAGCGGCGGGAGCACGUUUUCCUUUGGAGAGCGCACAAGAUCUUGAUGUGGGAGUGAAUUCAGUAAGAUCAUAUACUCUGAGUAAAGACGACUUUUUUAGUUUAAAAAUUAAAGACGUGUCCGGUGGAAGGAAAGUCCCAGAGUUAGUUCUUUCUAAAUCCCUCGACAGAGAAAAAAAGCCCACACAUCAGCUCCAACUGACAGCUAUAGACGGCGGGAAUCCAGUGAAAUCUGGGAUUUCCCAGAUAACCAUACAUGUGUUAGAUAUUAAUGAUAAUUUUCCUGUAUUUGACAAAAAUGUUUACAAAGUCUCCAUAAGCGAAAAUAGUGUACAGGGUGCAUCCAUCGUCAAACUAUCAGCAAAGGAUACAGAUGAAGGUCUAAAUGGAGAAAUAGAGUAUUCAUUUGGAACGCACACACCAGAUGUCGUCCUGUCUGUGUUUGAUAUUGAUGCGUUAACAGGAGAAAUACGUCUGACAGGGAAAUUAGAUUUCGAAACAAAUGCUAAUUAUGAAAUUGACAUUUGCGCAAGAGACAAAGGAACUCCGAGAAUGGAGGGGCAUUGCACCGUACACAUAGAAGUAUUAGACGUUAACGAUAAUGUUCCGAAUAUAUUUUUGACCUCCCAACCGAACCCUGUGCCUGAAGACGCACCAAGUGGUACUGUGGUAGCUUUAAUCAGUGCUCGAGACCUGGACUCCGGUGACAACGGUAAAAGGGAGUGCAGUAGCCUCAGCAGCAAUGUUAGAGCUCAGUGA